This is a messenger RNA of Zasmidium cellare ATCC 36951, 669 nucleotides long. RefSeq lists its product as uncharacterized. The transcript has a single exon. The coding region runs from base 1 to 669 and encodes 222 amino acids. The record is from RefSeq and is a predicted model, not a curated record. Lineage: Eukaryota; Fungi; Ascomycota; Dothideomycetes; Mycosphaerellales; Mycosphaerellaceae.
AUGGUGGGGCUCUUCGAAACGACAUUCACCUACGCCUCCCAAACCCAACUCCCACCCACCGUCUCCGUCGAAGCCGGCCUUCGCAUGCUCCACGACUUUGACGUGAUCAUCCGCCUGAGCCCCGACUGUCGAGGCUGCAAACGAGUCCCCACGCCCAAACAUCUCGCCAAACCACACAACCGCCCCGCGAACGGCGACGGCCCCUUCGCCAACGGCCUUAACGAGCAUCACGAGGUCUUGUGCUAUGAGGUAGAAGAAGACUUGACUUUCAUCCCCAAGCGCCUCUGGAGCGGUGGCGUCAAAUAUCUCGCCGAGUUCCUCCCCACGGCCGAAGGCUGCGACAUCACCGUGCACGCCCCAGGCGGCUUCACAUCGACGAACCACUGGCGCCUCCUCCGCGAGAUGAUCCCCGAGGACGAGCCCGGGCCGGUGCUGGAAAGGAUCCAGAGCAAAGAUCUGGCGCACGCGGUGAUGAUGGGCGAAGGCUGGUACGUGCAGAUCGUGAGCGACGCGCGGUGCAACAAGACGUUUGCGGGGUUUGUGAAAGGGUUCAUCAAGAAUAGCCAGACGCAGUUGCAGAAGGCGUUUAUUGAGAAGUUGCAGGCGAGUCCCGCGGAGCAGAGGCAGCAGAGGCCGACGCUGGGGAGGAGGCGGUCGAGUGAGUUUUAG